AUGGGUAUUCUCGACGAGAUUCAAUACCUCGUCUCCGAUAAACUCCAAGUGGUUUCGUACAAAUGGCUGAGUCGAAAUUUCUUGGUGUCCUCAGAUGACGCAAAGAGAUUGCUUCGGGAUUUUGUUGAGAAACAUGAGACUGGAGUAGAGGUAUUAUAUACUCUGGCUGGGUGGAAGAAGAAUGACCCUUCACUGUAUCGUGUAAGGCUUGCGUCCAAGCAUGCACUUGCAGAGGCAAAACAAGAAUUUGAUGGGAACUGCUCAGUUGAAAUUUAUAGUGUGCAAGCAUGUUUACCAAAAGAUCCGGCUGUCCUCGGUAAUGCUGAGUGUGUCCAGGCAGGAGAGCUUUUUAAACAGCUUCAAAGUGUUGACAAUUGUUUACGUGAUAACAGAUUUUGUAGGGUGUCUAAUUCCUUUGUAAAGAGAAAUGGCGGAGGAACACAGGAAACCAGCACGUUGCCACAAGUGAAAAGUGAAGGAGCAUUUGGGCCGCAAAUCAAAACCUUGCUCCACCAAAAUCCAACUCCUGCACAGCCUAAAAAAGGGCAGGUUGCAGAUGUGGUGAAAGAUGUCAAAGACAGUAGUUAUAUCAGCGGGGCUCAUGAGCAGAAUAGUAAGCCUGCUCUGCAGGAAGUAAAACUUUCUGGAUUCCCUGGCAAUGUAAAGAAAGUGGCUGAUAAUAAGUCUUCCGGAAAUGGUGCAUUGGCUAAUAUGUGGGGCCGCGCUUCUUCAAAGACAAAAAUUGAAUGUGUCUCAGCAGAAACCAGUGCAACAAAUAAUUCUUCUGAUGCUCAAGUAUGUGCUCGUGAAAAUAUAGAACACCAAAGCAGUGAUGAUGAGUUUCAAGGUGUUAACAUUAAGCGUGCAUCCAAUGGCAAAACUGGCAGAAAGAGGAAGGUUAUCUUUGAUGUCUCAGACGAAGAAGACGAAUACAAAGAUGCUGUAAAUCUAGCAUCCCCAGAUCCUCCAGCAAAGCCAGCUUCUAAACAAAUGUUCCAAUCUUCAGACCUUGAGAAGAAUAAGUUAAAUUUUGAGGAAGAGAAGGAAAAACCCGAUGUUAAGGAUAAUAACGAAGUUGACGGAGUUAGUAAUCGAAUUCUGAAAGAAAAAUCUGUUGCUCUCAGCAAAGAUGAUACCACAAAGGCCCUCUCCUUAGAUAAUGGAAGAAACAGUGCAUCUGCUGGCACAACUUCUGAGCAUAAAAUGACUGAUACUGCUACAAGGUCACCUCAGAGGAGGAAAGUGGUGAAAACACGGAUAGAUGAACGCGGAAGAGAAGUGACUGAGGUAGUUUGGGAGGGAGAUGAAGCAGAGACAAAAACUAAUAGUAGUGCAGCAAAGAAGGUUGAUAACACUACAGCCAGCAAUACUUCUAGCAGACCAUCUGUGAAUAAGAAGUCGCCUGCAGUGGGUAGUAAUGCUACUAACCAAGUAGGGAAAGCCGGAAACAAGAAAGCGGGGAACAAAGAUCCUAAACAGGGGAGCCUCAUGUCUUUCUUCAAGAAAGUUUAA
Molecule: messenger RNA, 1512 nt
Organism: Oldenlandia corymbosa var. corymbosa
Lineage: Eukaryota; Viridiplantae; Streptophyta; Magnoliopsida; Gentianales; Rubiaceae
Source: the annotation of a GenBank genome assembly